This is a messenger RNA of Haliotis rufescens (red abalone), 2467 nucleotides long. Its product is annotated as serine/threonine-protein kinase Nek8-like. The coding region runs from base 107 to 2167 and encodes 686 amino acids. Gene Ontology annotation, molecular function: protein kinase activity; ATP binding. The record is from RefSeq and is a predicted model, not a curated record. Gene Ontology annotation, biological process: protein phosphorylation. The transcript has 17 exons. Lineage: Eukaryota; Metazoa; Mollusca; Gastropoda; Lepetellida; Haliotidae.
CCGCUUCCGGCGAACUGGAGGCUGCAGAUCGUUUACAUGUUGUCAGAGUGAUGCGGCAUCUCGAAACUUCCUGACUGAUUAAAAAUGUGAAACAAAACGGGAAAAUAUGGAUAAAUACGAGAAGAUCAGAGUUGUGGGGCGUGGUGCUUAUGGCACUGUCCACUUAUGCUGUCGUCUCAGUGACCACAAACUUGUAAUAAUCAAACAGAUCCCUGUGGAGCAGAUGACGAAGGAGGAGAGACAGUCGGCACUGAAUGAAGUCAAAGUCCUGUCAAUGCUGCAUCACCCAAACAUUAUAGAAUACUAUGAGAACUUCCUGGAAGACAAGGCUUUGAUGAUUGUUAUGGAAUAUGCACAAGGGGGCACACUGCUGGAUUAUCUUCAAAGCAGAAAUUCAAAUCUGUUGGAAGAAGAUGAAAUACUGAAAUUCUUUGCCCAGAUGCUGUUGUCUCUGCAACACGUCCACUCCAAGAAUAUCCUGCAUCGAGAUCUCAAGACACAAAACAUUCUCCUGGCCAAGAAGAAGGAAAUAGUGAAGAUUGGUGACUUUGGGAUAUCUAAAGUUCUCAGCAGCAAAAGCAAAGCAUUUACUGUUGUGGGGACACCUUGCUACAUAUCUCCUGAACUCUGUGAAGGAAAACCCUACAACCAGAAGAGUGACAUCUGGGCUCUAGGCUGUGUGCUGUAUGAACUUGCCAGCCUCAAGAGGGCUUUUGAAGCUGCGAACUUGCCAGCACUCAUUCUAAAGAUUAUGCGUGGGACAUUUUCGCCCAUCUCGGACCACUACAGUGAAGAAUUGCGGUCCCUCAUCCUCAGCAUGCUUCACCUUGACCCAAACAAGCGACCUGACAUCAACCAGAUCAUGGCACAGCCAAUCGUCAUCAACGCACUUCUCACUCUACACACAGACAUGGGCAAGGUCCCUUGUACCAGAAUCCAAAGACCUUUAUCCAGCAUCCCCGGGACUGGGAGGGGCAGGGUGUCAGCCCGGGGGAUGCUGUCGUCUCGAGAAGGCCUCCCUGCCAAGCCUGCUGCCCUGAGUUCCGUGUACUGCUGGGGAGGGGGGAAGACCUCCCCGGUCAAACUGCCCCUCCCUAGCUUCGAGACCCAGGUGAUCCAGGUGUCCACUGGUCGAACACAGAAGGCGGCCAUCACAAAGAAUGGGAGGCUGUUUGUGUGGGAGUCUCCUGGUGUUGGGGCGGAGAUGUCCAUCCCCGGCAGCGUGGACAGUGCUAACCCAGCGUACGUCCCACGCUACCUGGAGGGUCAGGCUGCAGUCACCAUACAACACGUGGCCUGUGGGGAUCUCUUCGUGGCCUGCCUCACAGAUCGGGGUAUACUCAUGACGUAUGGAAGUGGCGCCAAUGGCUGCUUGGGGCAUGGAAACUUUAACGAUGUCGCUCAUGCCAAAAUUGUGGAAGCGUUGCUAGGUUACGAAGUGAUACAGGUGUCGUGUGGUGCGUCACAUGUUCUGGCUGUGACCAAUGAACAUGAAGUGUUCUCCUGGGGACGUGGCGAUAACGGUCGUCUCGGCCUGGGGACGCAGGACUCGUGCAACAAUCCCCUGCCCGUCCAGAUCCACGACAGCCUCCGCCCCUGCUCGGUACACUGUGGGGUGGACUGCUCCAUGAUCGUCACCCUUGACAACAAACUCCUGUGUACUGGCAGCAACAGGUUCAACAAGCUGGGUCUGGAUGAGACCGAUGGUCGAGGUGUGGAGGAGACAUCCAUCUUUACACUAGUUGCCUCUCAGCCAAUCACAAACUGCCUGGUGAAGACUGUUGCCCUUGGCACCUCCCACUCAGCCCUGGUCACAGUUGAAGGACAGGUAUUCACAUUUGGUGCUAACCAGUUCGGUCAGCUCGGCUACGAGUCAGACUUUCCCACCAGGCGGCCGAACCAGGUGCAGUUCCAGCAGUCGUGUAACAUCAGUCAGGUGGCGUGUGGGGAUACGUUCACUGUCGCAGUGUCCGAGGAUGGGGAGGUGUUUUCCUGGGGAAAGUCAUCAAGAGGUCGGCUUGGACGAGUUGAUGAAGAGACAAAUGUUCCAAGACAAGUGAUAUUUCCUGGUGAAGAUGUGUUUUCUGUGGUCUCAAUAUCUUGUAGCCAUGGCAACACAGUACUUGCGACACGACCUUUCCACAGAUCUGGAAGCCCCAUUGAAUGACAAGCAGCAAGUGACCCAUAUCUCAGUCCAACAGUCCAUGAACAACCAUGAAGGAUGGCUAUUCCUCCAGAUGCACCUCCUGGCUCUGAGACUGGGAUACAGCCGGGAUGCAGGUCAUCUGUAACCAAGGCGUCCAAGAUACCGAGGACAACUGUCACCGACAUGUAGUCAUGGAAACACCAUUCUCAUUAAAAUCAGAUCUUAGUUCUUGCUAUCGCUAAACAAAGAUCUGAGGACAUCCCAUUACAGGUCACGUCAGACCAACCUUGCGCGAACUUUGACCGACCAAUGGAAUGACCA